This is a messenger RNA of Panicum virgatum (switchgrass), 1050 nucleotides long. Its product is annotated as protein GLUTAMINE DUMPER 2-like. Lineage: Eukaryota; Viridiplantae; Streptophyta; Magnoliopsida; Poales; Poaceae. Gene Ontology annotation, biological process: regulation of amino acid export. The record is from RefSeq and is a predicted model, not a curated record. The coding region runs from base 292 to 858 and encodes 188 amino acids. The transcript has a single exon.
GGUAAAUCGGUAAUAGACUAAAUCCUUUUCUCCUUGAUUUGUUACCAACUUAUUACCAUAUUUGUACCUUAAUGAAACUCUAUAUGUAGAGGCCUACUAAGCAAGUACAGCCACUGCCUCCUAUUGCCAUUUCACUAACCCCAAAUAACACUUCACCAUCUCUCUCUCUCUCUCUCUCUCUCUCUCUCUCUCUCUCUCUCAGACAGCAAAAACACAAGCAGCAACAGAGACACUGAGGACUGAGCCUCGUGCCACUGGCAUGCGCUAGAAGAUCAACAAGAGUACAAGACCAUGUGGCCUGCAGGCGGCGAGCACCCCAUGGCCAUGGGCUACGUCCCCGCGGCGGCGGCGUCGCCGAGCUCGAGCGCGACGCUGCAGGCGCCGCACUCGCCGUGGCAGUCCCCGGUGCCGUUCCUCUUCGGCGGGCUGGCCGCGAUGCUGGGGCUCAUCGCGCUGGCGCUGCUAGCCCUGGCCUGCUCCUACUGGAAGCUCUCCGGCAGCCUCCUCGCCGAUGGGGAGUCGGAAGGCGCCGCGCGGCAUGGCGGCGCGGGGAGCCGGCGUGGCGACGGGAAGGCCGCGGCGGCCGGCGAGGCCGGGCCCGCCGGGGAUCGCUGGCGGGAGCACGUGGUGGUCAUCAUGGCCGGCGACGAGAGGCCGACGUUCCUCGCCACGCCGGCGUCGUCUUCGGUCCGGGCCCUGGACGCCGACGACCUGGCCUUGGGCGUGGGCUGCGGUGGCGGCUCCGAGGAGGGGCGGUGCGUGGAGUGCGGGGACAGAUCGCGGCCGGCCGGCGACGAGCUGAUGAUCCGAAGCGAGCAGAGUGAUUAUAGUGGUAGUUUUGUAAUCAGUGAGAGAUGAAAGGUCGUAAGAGGAGCUAGCUCCUGUUCUUGCAUAUUCUUUUGUUCCGCGAUUGCGUCUACUUUUUUUGUAAAAAUCAGCCGGAUGCUCCAAAUGAUUCAAACUCCAAAGUGUUGGAAGUUGGAACAAGGAACCGAGAAGUGUAACAAACUAACAAGUGAGAUGGAUCAUGGAUGAUCUAUCUUUGACACA